AUGCAGCCGGCCUGGGCCGCUGCGGGGGAGGACGGCGAGGAGGAGGAGGAGGAGGUGCUGCUGGUGUGCCGGCUGCCCGAGCUGGACGACUCGGUGCUGUGCCGGGGCUCGCAGAGUUUCGAGCUCGCGGGCUUCGACACGCCCGAGCCCCGCGCCUGGUCGUCGCCGGCGCGCACAGCUUCGUCGGCCGGCAGGUGGCGCCACAGGCCGGCGGUGCGCGGAUGGUCAGAGCAGGCGAGGAGCAGAGGCCAUGUUGGAGAGCGGGUCGUUGGCUCUCCCCCGGUGAUCGAAGGAGAGAGAACGACAUACACAUAA
Messenger RNA from Prorocentrum cordatum, 315 nucleotides. The record is from the annotation of a GenBank genome assembly. Lineage: Eukaryota; Dinophyceae; Prorocentrales; Prorocentraceae.